AAGUAGUCAGCCAUUGCAACAGAAAAUGUUUGUUUAUUUUUUCACAAUUUUGUUGAUUUAUUUCGCUUGGAAAGUGAGAGGAUACUUUUCGUUCAAUGAACCAGUCAACUUGAGUAAAUCCUCAACACCAUUGAUUAAAACCUCCAUCAGCAUUGCUUUUAUGUCUCAAGCUGAAAUCUUCAAUUACCUUCGUAGAAAUGCUGUCCAGUUUAACGGUUCCUACGUAAGUCGAUUCUUCGGAAUGUGGAACUUUCACGUCUGCAGCGCAAAGGAUGUCGAAAUCGUACUCGGAACAUCUAAGCACAUUAACAAGAGAAACAUUUACAAUUUUCUGCAUCCAUUUCUGAAGACUGGACUGUUGACCAGCAACGGUGAGAAAUGGCAUAAUCGACGUCGAUUGCUAACACCGGCAUUUCAUUUUGAUGUGUUGAAAGAGUAUUACGAAGUGUUUAAGGAAGAAAGCGACAAAUUGGUCUUAGCAUUGCGCGAAGAAGCAGGAAAGGAACUAAACAUUGUACCCAUUUCGACCCAGUUCACUUUGAACACAAUCUGCGAAUCAGCAAUGGGUGUCAAGCUUAGUGAUUUGGGUAACGACGGAAUUGUUUAUCGUGAGAAUAUUUACAAAGUGGGAAAACUGUUGUUCGCGCGACUGGUUCGACCGUGGCUACGUCUUAAUUUUCUGUAUUCGAUAAUGGGCUACAAAAAGCAACUGGACGAAGUUCUUGAACCCGUACUUGCAUUCACCGAAUCCAUCAUAAAGCGGCGGAGACAAAAUUUCGUAGGCGAUGAAUCUCCCACUGUAGAGAUCGAAAGCAAUGAAAAUAUUUAUUUUCGAGCUAAAAAGCGCAAGAGGUAUGCCAUGAUGGAUACUUUAUUACAGGCCGAACGUAACGGACUGAUUGAUGAGGAAGGAAUUAUUGAGGAAACGGAUACAUUUACUUUCGAAGGACAUGACACUACAUCAUCUGCAAUCACAUUUACUCUUCUUCUUCUCGCUCACCAUCCUGAAGUUCAACAGAAGAUAUUCGCUGAAAUCAGAGAAAUUCAAGGGACCAAUGCGGAGAUGACGAUGGAAGAUCUCAGUAAAAUGGAAUACAUCGAUCGAGUGAUCAAAGAAUCGUUGCGUAUUUAUCCGCCAGUUCCCUUUAUAAGCCGAGAACUGUCCGAAGAUUUCAUUCAUGACGGAUUCACACAGCCCAAAGGAAGCGCUUGCAAUAUACACAUUUACGAUAUCCAUAGAGAUCCCACUGCAUUUCCGGAUCCGGAAAAAUUUGAUCCGGAUCGCUUUCUACCCGAAAAUUGUGAAAAUCGGAGUAAUUUUGCGUUCAUUGCCUUUUCGGCAGGUAUGCGAAAUUGUAUUGGACAAAGAUUUGCAAUGCUGGAACUGAAGACGACAUUAGCGAAAAUCAUCACAUGUUUCGAAAUUGUGCGUGUUACCAAACGCGAUGAGGUUGUUUUUCUCGGUGAUCUUGUGCUCCGAGCGAAAGAUCCAAUAAAAAUGAAAUUUUUGUUAAGAAAUUAGAGGGGUCGUCGGUUGUUACCGGCAAUUAAAAAACGAAAAUGCUUGUAUUUUACUGAAAAUUUUCGGAGUCAAUUCCGAGUUAAU
Messenger RNA from Bradysia coprophila, 1606 nucleotides. RefSeq names its product putative cytochrome P450 4ac2. Gene Ontology annotation, molecular function: oxidoreductase activity, acting on paired donors, with incorporation or reduction of molecular oxygen; heme binding; monooxygenase activity. Lineage: Eukaryota; Metazoa; Arthropoda; Insecta; Diptera; Sciaridae. The record is from RefSeq and is a predicted model, not a curated record.